AUGAUGGAAUCGGUAUCUCAUGACAAUUUACAUCUGCCUAUGGACUUGUCAGAAGAAUCCAGCAUAGGAGAGCAGCAGGAAGUGGAGCCACUGAAAGUAUACUUGAGGGUGCGACCCUUUUCAAAAGUUGAGCUUGAAAACAGUGAAAACCAGGACUGUUUAAUUAUUGAAAAUCAAGAAACCGUAACUCUUCAAUCGCCUAAAGAAUCCACCACAAUGAAGAGCAGUGAAAAGAGGAGUGGGCCAUCUGUACAUCAGUUCACCUUCACUCAGGUUUUUGGCCCAGACACUACUCAAAGUGAAUUUUUUGAAGGCACAAUGAAAGAGAUGGUAAAAGCUUACAUUGAUGGAGUGAAUGGACUUGUGUUUACCUAUGGUGUUACUAAUGCAGGCAAAAGUUUCACUGUUCAAGGUUGUCCAAAGGAUGGUGGUAUCCUUCCUCGUUGUCUUGAUAUGAUCUUCAACCACAUAAAAGGAAGACAAUAUACAAAGAUGAACUUAAAACCAUGCUUCAGUAAUCUUAUCAAGAGGCUAAAUGAUGUGCAGGUUAAGCAAGAAGAAUCCAUAAAAGUUGCCCUUCUUGCUUCUUUGAAAGAGGAGACAGAUAAUUCUUGGAAGAAUACUAUAACUUCGGAUACAUCAGACCCAACUUCUUGUAGCUGCAACUCACCAGAUCUUGCUUUGGACCAAUUAGAUGAAAAAUCUGAGCUUGUAGAUUCUGUGGCUUUUACCAAGUGUCAGACAACCUUAUCAUCUGUAUGGGUUUCCUUCUUUGAAAUUUACAAUGAAUAUGUUUAUGACCUACUGGACUUACUACCAGCAUUGAAAAAUCAGAAGCGGAAAAUCCUAAGGAUCUGUGAGGAUCAAGCAGGAAACUCUUAUAUUAAAGACUUAAAAUGGAUCAAUGUAAUGAGCUUACAAGAGGCUUGUAAAAUACUUAAAAUAGGAAAUAAGAACAGAAGCUUGGCAUGUACUAGGAUAAAUCAGCAAUCAAGUAGAAGCCACAGUAUAUUUUCUAUCCGAUUGCUCAGAUUGAGUGAUGAGGAUGUGCCACAUAUUCUUGGAGUAUCUGAACUCUCUCUGUGUGAUCUGGCUGGGUCAGAACGAUGCCAUAAGGCACAGACCUUUGGAGACAGACUUAAAGAAGCAGGCAAUAUUAAUAAUUCUCUUCUUAUUCUUGGAAAAUGCAUUGCAGCUCUGAAACAGAAUCAAAAUCCAAAAUUAAGGCCAACAUAUAUUCCCUUCAGAGAGAGCAAACUGACCCGCUUAUUUCAACCAUUCUUCUGCGGUAAAGGCAAAGCUUGCAUGAUUGUCAACGUUAACCAAUGUGCCUCUACAUAUGAAGAGACGCUGCAUGUCAUGAAAUUUUCUGCUGUAGCAAAGCAAGUUAUUCAAACAUUUCAUCACAAAAUCUUUGAUUAUUUCCCCCCCAAAUAUAUUGGGAAAGAAGAUAAGCCUACAGUGCACUUUGAUGACAUUUCUGCUGAGCAAGUUCCAGAGGAUACCAAUAUUUCCUGCUGCUCUGAAGAAGAAAUAGAUAUUACCAUUAUGAGUCAUGAGGAUCUCUUGAAAACUACUGAGAACCUAAAGGACAAGCUGAUUGCAGAGAGACAAGGCAAGCUACUCUUGGAGGUGCAAAUACGCAAAGAGAUGGCUGAAGCAAUGUUUCAGCAACUGAUGGAAACGGAAGAAGCGUGGAGUAAACGCUUGGAAGAUCUGAAAGAAAGUUAUGAAGAAAAACUGGAGAGUAAAUUUGAAAUGUACAAGGAAGCCAUAAAGAAACAUGCAUAUACGUGUGCAAUGGAGCAAAUUGAAGAGCACUAUGUUCCAAUAGAAGAGUUCGUAGCUGAACAAGCAAAGGUUGAGGACAGGGAGAUGAAAAUAUUACAGUUGAAACUAAAAUUUGGAGAACAAAACGCUUUGUCUUCAGAAAGCACUAAUUCAGACUCUACAAAAGAGAAAAUUAAUCCAGAUAUUAAAUACGAGAUGAUGCAGACAGUGUCAGAACCUUUGCAGAGACAGUGUGAAGAAAAAGAUGAGUUAAUAAAAUCAUUGAAGCAGAAAAUGCAGAACUUAAAUGAAAUGUUGCAAGAUGCCAAUGAAGUUCGCAGAAAAGCAGUUGAGGAGAAUAAUAGACUGAAGCAGGUGGUAAUGCUUAAGGAGCAAGAAGUCAGAAGUCUUCAAAACUGGGUGAAACGUGGCCAUGAGCUUGAAGCCACACUUUCUCUUCUUCAAGAAGAACUAACUGAAAGCAAAAGGCUCCUAAACAUAGAGGAUCUUAAGCAUCGGAAAUCUAAGAAGUUUUUUUUUACAAAUCUAAAAUAUACAGUAGCAGAUGUUCCUAAAACACCCUGCAGCAAAGGUACCGAAAAACCUAUAUGAAGCCUACUGCUUCAUGUGUACUGACAUCAGUACCAUGUAAAAUGAAAGAAUAAUCUGGAUCUCUUUAGGUAUGUUAAUGCAGCUACAGAAUUAGCUAAGGUACCAAAUUUGUGAUUUAUUGCAGUUAAAAAUCAUAGGGCAUAAGCAAUGAAGACAGCCUAAGUGUCUAACUUGAAGGGAAAUAAUUGGUUGGGUUUUGUGUAGCAACAUAGCAUCGGCAUAGGUUCCUUCAUCAUAGGGGAGGAACUUUUAGGUUCCAAUGGCCUUGUCUCCUCUGUAGUGCUAGUUUUUAGAACUUCUGACUGUUUUUAAGAAU
Elgaria multicarinata webbii is the source of this 2698-nucleotide messenger RNA. RefSeq names its product kinesin-like protein KIF20A. Gene Ontology annotation, cellular component: microtubule; nucleus; kinesin complex. Gene Ontology annotation, molecular function: ATP hydrolysis activity; ATP binding; microtubule binding. The record is from RefSeq and is a predicted model, not a curated record. Bases 1 to 2382 code for a protein of 793 amino acids. Gene Ontology annotation, biological process: microtubule-based movement. Lineage: Eukaryota; Metazoa; Chordata; Lepidosauria; Squamata; Anguidae. The transcript has 18 exons.